Molecule: messenger RNA, 2662 nt
Organism: Coffea arabica (coffee)
Lineage: Eukaryota; Viridiplantae; Streptophyta; Magnoliopsida; Gentianales; Rubiaceae
Source: RefSeq, a predicted model, not a curated record
UUUCAGCCUUUCUUCCCAAUGUUUCACACCCACAUAAAUAUAUUUGAUCAAUUUCGUUAUUUAAACUGGGGUGUUAAAUUAGUUCAAAUUGCAUCACAAAAUUUAUUCCCGAAUCGAUCGAUAUCUACACGCUCCAAAGUCCACUCCUCCUAACACAAACUGGCUCUCCUCUCUCUCUCUCUCUCCCUCUCCCUCUCUCCCUCUCUCCCUCUCUCUCUAUUUGCAGAUUGUUUGCAAACUUCGAGCAAUGAGAACGGAACGGAUGAAUUCUAAGGGCUCAUGGCCAAAGCUGGUCGUCAGAAAAUUGUUGAACAUAAGGAGCGGUGCCGAUGAAUUUCAUUCGGACUGCGCGGUAACUGGUAUGAUGGAUAAAGUUGAACGGAGAAGGAAGAGUUGUUCAGAUCAAGGCUCCCACGUCGUUGUGCCGGAGGAUUUUGCUGAGGGUUGGUUACUCGAAGCCCGUAAUGGAAUUGAAAGCCCAACACUUGAACUGGAUGGAGCCGCAGCAGCGUCAGAUAACCGCGACCUUAGGAUGUUCGUGGCGACGUGGAAUGUAGGUGGCAAGUCACCGCAUGAGGGAUUGACUUUGGGCGAUUGGUUGAGAACAUCGACACCGGCUGACAUCUAUGUGCUUGGCUUUCAGGAGAUCGUGCCUCUUAAUGCCGGUAACGUACUGGGUGCGGAGGACAGCGGUCCAUCUGCCAAAUGGCUUUCUCUGAUUCGCCAAGCUCUCAAUGGAAAUCACCAUUCAGCCACUGAUGAUUCCCCGCCGGAAGAUUCAACUUUACCCGCCUCACAAUCCCCACAUGACCGGCGACAAUUUGCUGCAAAACCAGGGGUCAACUCCUCGGACAUGCUCUCACCGGAAAAUGGAAUAGACCAGCAAGAAGGGUUGGAAAGAUACUUGAGUUUGAAUGAUCCGAAUAAUUCAUUUGCAAGUGAAGAAGCUUCAGCAGCCAGUCCAUCGGCCGUGUCAACAGGGCCCAGUAGUCCGAAUGGGAUUAAAUACUGCUUGGCGGCCAGCAAGCAGAUGGUAGGAAUAUUUUUAUGCGUGUGGGUACGUUCAGAUUUGCGCAAGCACAUUUCCAGUUUGAAGGUUUCCUGCGUUGGGAGAGGCAUCAUGGGAUACCUUGGAAAUAAGGGAUCAAUAUCAAUGAGUAUGAUAUUGCAUCGGACGAGUUUCUGCUUCGUUUGUACUCACUUGGCCUCUGGAGAGAGAGAGGGUGAUGAGAUAAAAAGGAAUUCGGAUGUGAUAGAGAUUUUGAGGAAGACAAGGUUCUCUCACCCCUGCGGAAUACCAAUGCCGGGAAAACCAGUUCCACCGGAUGGAAUUUUGAAUCAUGAAAAGAUAAUAUGGCUUGGGGAUUUAAAUUAUCGACUUGCACCUAAUCCUAAUGGUGGAGACGCAAUUGAGCUACUCAAAAAGAACGACUGGCAAGCACUCCUAGAGAAGGAUCAGUUAAGAAUUGAACAAAGGGCUGGUCGUGUUUUCAUUGGUUGGGAAGAAGGCAAGAUUUACUUUGCACCAACAUACAAAUACCUCAAAGAUUCUGACACCUACGUUCUUCAAACCGCCACGUCUAAAGAGAAGCGGCGCACUCCUGCUUGGUGUGACAGGAUACUGUGGAAGGGGGAGGGACUAAAGCAGUUGUGGUAUGCAAGGGGGGAAUCAAAAUUUUCUGAUCACAGGCCAGUUAAUUCACUUUUCUCAGUGCAAGUAAAUGUAUCCCAAACAAAAAAAGUAAAUGUAUCCCAAACCGACAAGGCUGCUCCACCCAUCAGUUCCAACGCCACCGUGCCUCGAACAGAAGCAGCAGCGCAACCCACGGUUCUAUCAUCAUCAACUUGUGCUGCAGUUGCCAAGGUUCAAGCUGAAGAGCUAUUGUUCUUGACCAGGGCAGAGAAAUGCAUCCAGACCACUCCUAUGUUCUCAAUCAACCAAUAGCAGGAGAGACAAUCGAGACGACAUUCAAAGAUGGAAAAUGUGCACAAUUUGGGGCUCUGAUUAUUCAUUCAUUACUGGCUUAAGCCGACUUGUUUGCUUCUCGAUUGCAUGGUGCUGCGUCAGUCGGUCCCUCGAAGCACUACGUGACAAAAUCACACGCUGGUCAGAGGCGGGGUUCGUGGGCUUUUGACACGUUUAAAGAUGCGAAACUUUUUUGCGGGCGAUGGCGGGCAGCUGAAGUUCACGAUGAAUUGGUACAGGACGGCUUUCUGCAGUAUACAUUCAUGUAGAACAGCAGGGAGCACGAGACGCAGUAGUAAGUGCCUGAAUUUGUCUGGGCACUGUUGGCCAUGCGGCUUUAUCGUACCUUGUUCUUCUGGCAGUUUAAUCGAGGUAUAUGGUCCAGCCUUUGCAGAAGCACGCUUUUAUUUCAUGAUUUUUGCACCAGUUCGGGAAAGAUGGGGGAAAUUUUUGGUGGUGACUGAUUGAAGCGAAGCUGUAAAUGAGAAGGUGAAGAAUUUUUAUUUUUUUUUUUUUGAAGGGAAGAAGGCGGCUGAUUUCUGUCAAGGAACUGAUAAGCGGAAAGGGAGUUCCGACACCCGAGAGGUUGAUUUUUGGGUCAAUGAUGUUUUUGAUUUUUGUCCCUUAAUAGCCUCUUGUCAAAUUUUGUUAGUUCGUUUUUUUUUUUUGGAAAAGAAUUUUGUUAAAUAGUUUUAC